Aspergillus steynii IBT 23096 is the source of this 1161-nucleotide messenger RNA. RefSeq lists its product as uncharacterized. The record is from RefSeq and is a predicted model, not a curated record. Bases 1 to 1161 code for a protein of 386 amino acids. Lineage: Eukaryota; Fungi; Ascomycota; Eurotiomycetes; Eurotiales; Aspergillaceae. The transcript has a single exon.
AUGAUCACUUGUGUCCGAGCGUCGGCAUCCCGACCAUCCAGUAGUUUACAUGCUUCUCACCAGCGUCCUGUAAUUCCCCGUCUCCUUCUAUGUGUAUGGAUUCUCCUCGCGAUUCCUUCCGUUGUCGCUGCAUCCGUUCUACCUGCAGACGCCCGAUCGGAACUCAAUGCUUUGCGCUCUCUACCGUCUGUCUCCCCGUCGGAUAAGGAGCUUGUCCACGAUGAUCUCGAAGACGUAUCUCAUUCUCCACAGGAACGUGCUCAAUGGAACCACGUUCUCCGCCGAGAUGUUACCCUCGAACUGGAUCCGAGUCUCAGCGACAUGGCCGCGUCGCUCCCGAUUCUCGUCGCCUCGGACGACCAUGAUCGAACAGGGGGUGGUGAACUAUCCAGCCUGGUCGGACGGGCAAAUAGCAAAGACAUGCCUGAACCUUUUGAUACCAGCACCAGAACCAACUUUACGUCCAGCACCUGCGAAACUUUCGUCAACGAUUUCCUGUCCAAUUCCACGUUCACCAACUGUCAUGCUAUGUCCAUGCUCCUUCGCAACUCCCACUCCUUCUUUCAAACUGUCCGCUCCGCCACGGCCCUCUCGCACGUCCUCGACAUCUCCUGCAGUGCGGACGCUGAUCAAUGUUCCGCAUACAUGACCGACCUUGCCGGCCGUCUCCUCAAAAAGGAUGCCUGCGGUGAGGACUACGAAGAAGGGAAUACUAUUGUGACGGACGCUUACACCAAUAUGGUCGCUUAUGAGCCCAUCUACCGGGCCACCUGCCUCAAGAACCCCAAGACAUCCGACUACUGCUUCGUGGACGCCGCCACCAGCAGCGACAACUCAGCCGACUACGGCGUAUACUUUAUCCCCUUCGACGACGCCAUCACUAGCGCCCCCUAUCCCACAUGCAACAAGUGUCUCCAAGCCUCCAUGGACCUCUUCGCCAAAUUCGCCGAGAAGGACGGUCAAUUUCUCGUCCGCUCGUACCUUCCCUCCGCCCAGGGUGUCAACAGCAAAUGCGGCUCCGACUUUGCAAAUGUCAAUAUUACUGUGGGCGAGGAUAAGCUGCUCAGUUCAGCUGCGUCGUGGACUGCCGGCCGUCCGGGCCUAUCUCUGCAAUACAUUGUUGCAUUAUGCCUGGCUGUCAUCUUCUUAGGGUCGCUAUAA